Messenger RNA from Belonocnema kinseyi, 2041 nucleotides. It is a transcript of the gene Bcat, whose product is annotated as branched-chain-amino-acid aminotransferase. Gene Ontology annotation, cellular component: mitochondrion. The coding region runs from base 345 to 1568 and encodes 407 amino acids. Gene Ontology annotation, molecular function: branched-chain-amino-acid:2-oxoglutarate transaminase activity. The transcript is spliced from 7 exons. The record is from RefSeq and is a predicted model, not a curated record. Gene Ontology annotation, biological process: L-leucine biosynthetic process; L-valine biosynthetic process. Lineage: Eukaryota; Metazoa; Arthropoda; Insecta; Hymenoptera; Cynipidae.
UCGUCACAACAACUCGAAACUCCUGGCGAACUCCCAAAGAAAAAAAAAACUCAUAAAUUUUCCUCGAUUCCCUUAAAAUUAUUCCCCUACUUUUCGAAUAAAUGAUCUGCAUAAAAAGUGAGAUAACACGGAUAUUUUAAUGAACCCAGUGUUGUGCGUGACUCAAAAUUUACUUUCCUAUUUUUCCAUUUCCAUAUUUUAUAUCGAUUUACGUCCAUAGUUGUAUUAAAAAAAAAAACCUGUGAGCCUAGAAUGUGCGAAGUUUUGUGUCCAAUUUCUGGAUACGAGUUGUGCCCAAUUUCUGGAUACGAGUUGUGCCUCGAUUGAUUGAUUGAUUUUUAACAAUGGUGCUCAAAAGAAAGAUUCUCUCCUUCGGAGGAUUACUCAAUCAACUCGAACCGAAUGUUCGAUGGAGUUCUUCACUAAAAAUCAGAGACAAGGAGGCGAUUCAGCCAGAUCGAUCAUUUAAGUAUUCAGAUAUUGCAGUUCGUCUUGCGGCUCCUGAUCAACUCCAACCAAAACCAAAUGUCAGUGAACUUUCCUUUGGAAAGUUUUUCACUGACCAUAUGCUCAAAAUUUUUUAUUAUGAGGCCUUAGGUGGUUGGCAAAUGCCGGAAAUCACGCCCCUGGAGAAUUUGGUCCUCCAUCCGGCGGCCAAAGUUUUACAUUAUGCUGUCGAGCUAUUCGAGGGAAUGAAAGCCUAUCGAGGAGUGGAUGGAAAAAUUAGAAUUUUCAGGCCCGAAAUGAAUAUGGACAGGAUGAAUACUUCAGCGAUGAGGUCGGGUCUUCCAACUUUUAAUGGCAUUGAAUUAAUCAAAUGUAUUAACAGAUUGAUUGGCAUAGAUCAGGAAUGGGUCCCUCACUCAGAAGCUUCUAGUCUCUACAUAAGACCAACUUUAAUAGGCAUCGAUCCAACUUUGGGAGUUGCUGCCUCGGAUUCAGCCCUUCUUUAUGUCAUUCUCUGCCCAGUGGGAUCUUAUUUUAACAAUAAAGAAGCAGCACGAGGGGUGUCUUUAUUGGCAGAUCCUAGGUACACGAGAGCAUGGCCAGGAGGCUGUGGAGAUAGAAAAAUGGGUAGUAAUUAUGCCCCGACAAUUCACGUUCAGCGAGAAGCGACAGAAAAAGGAUUACAACAAGUUUUGUGGCUUUAUGGUGACGACAAUCAAGUUACGGAGGCUGGGACCAUGAAUGUUUUUAUGUUCUUUAUCAACGAGGAUGGAGAAAAAGAGUUAGUGACACCGCCACUGAACGGGUUAAUUUUACCCGGCAUCACCAGAAACUCGAUUCUGGCACUUGCCAGAGAAUGGAAUGAUUUCAAAGUUACUGAAAGGAAAAUAACAAUGGCAGAAGUCUGUCGAUUGCUCUCUGAAAAAAGGUUGCUGGAACUCUUCGGGGCCGGAACAGCAUGUAUAGUUAGUCCAAUUUCGCGAAUAAAUUUCGUGAACCAGGAUCUUUUUAUUCCAACCACAGAACAACCUUCUCCCAUUUAUAAAAUGUUUUUACAACAUUUAACAAAAAUCCAGUACGGUUACGUUCAAAAUCACCCCUGGGCUUAUCCGAUCGACUAAAGUUUUCUCUCGAGAAAAUUAAACAAGUGGAAUGUUUAAAAGUGAAAAAAAAAGACAGACUGGAAAUCUAGUUUUGGAAGGUAAACCUGAAAAAAAAGACUUUAAAAUAGAACUGCCUUAAAUUCGCAGUCCACUUUUGGACAGAACUGACCAAUCUAAAUUCUUUUUUUAAACAUUUUUUUUUUUGUCUAUUUAGAUUUUUAAGCAUCGAGGCUAAUAAAAUGUAAGAGAAGAGCGGAAUUUUGUUUAGAUGAGAGCCUAUUUCUUAUUUAUUUGCAAGGAACGGACAAAUUAAAGUAUUAAUUAUUGCGGCGCGCUUUAAUUAAUACGAAUAUUUUCCUGAGGUGUCAGUCAUUUAUUUACUGUGGUGUAGACGAGCUUUGGCGAACUUUUUUUCAUAAAAAUUUAUUACAUUUUUAACUAAAUUGAUAAAUUUUUAACAACAAAAAAAAAGAUUUUCUACUCAAAGAGAU